GCUCCUCUCUUUAUAAAGCUAUUAGUUUCUCAAUAUCAUAUUAUUACAACCAACCUUUAUUAUCUUAUAUUAUUGUAAUAAUAUUUAUAUUAUUCAUUUGUCUUUUACACUUCUAGCUAUAAGUGCACAAAUAAGACAUAAUCAAUAAUGUCUUUAACAUCACAUUUUCUUAUACUUGUUGGUGUUCUUACCAUUCUUAUUUCUUCGUUUCUUCCGGUUUGUCUAUCUAGCUACCCCUUCCCGGAACCCGAUUCGAGGAAUUACAUUACAAAGUAUUCUACUAACAACAAGAAUAUUAGUGAUGAUGAUGAUAAGAGGACUUACAAUUACAACUAUGAGCUUGAUUCACAAAGUCUCGACAAUUAUGAUAAGGUAAUCCUUGAUCGUAUUAGGCACCAUUCUCAUCGAGCUCGGUCUAGAGCCCCUUCCCCUUCAUCUUCGCCUUCAAGAAUUAUCAAUGUCGAACAUUUUAUCAAGUCAGGAAGAAGGAGAGAUCAUACCAAGGGUUUUAAGAGAGCUUGGAAGAAGGCAUGUUCAACCAAGGGUGCAAUAUUGCUAGUGCCAAGAAACAAGAAGUAUAGGGUCAGGCCAAUCAAGUUCUCUGGACCGUGUCGUUCUCCUCUCACCAUAAAGAUCAAAGGAAGAAUCGAGGCGUCUACCAAUCUAGCAGACUACAGAGAUCGACUACAUUGGCUACAAUUCGAAAAUAUAACUAACUUCAAGGUUAAAGGUCGAGGCACCAUUGAUGGCAGGGGACAUAUUUGGUGGCAGAAUUCUUGUAAGAUCAAUACAACUAAGCCCUGUCAACAUGCACCUACGGCGGUAACCUUUGAUGGAUGCAAGAACUUCAUAGUGGAUGGAUUAAAGAUAACGAAUGCACAACAGAUGCAUAUGACAUUUCAGAAAUGCACUGCUGUAAGAGCUUCACAUAUAGUCAUAAAAUCGCUGGGAAAUAGCCCUAACACGGAUGGAAUUCAUGUCACCGAGACCAGAAACAUUCAAAUAACAAGAUCUCGUAUUGGAACAGGCGAUGAUUGUGUAUCAGUAGUAAGUGGAUCAAAGAAUGUUCAAGUGUCCGAUAUAACUUGUGGACCAGGCCAUGGAAUCAGUAUUGGAAGCCUAGGCAAAGGAAACUCCAAGGCACAUGUUUCAAAUGUAUUGGUAAACAAGGCAAGACUUUUUGGAACCCUUAAUGGAGUCAGAAUUAAGACUUGGCAGGGAGGACAAGGAUAUGCAAAAAAUGUUGUAUUUCAAAAUAUUGCAAUGAAAAAUGUUAGCAAUCCAAUAAUCAUUGACCAGAACUAUUGCGAUCAAAAAACACCUUGUCAGGAAAUGGUAAUACAAACACUCCUUUCAUAUACAUGUAAAUUAUGAUACUCCGUGAUACAAUGAUAAAAAAAUUUAACUGUCUUAUAAAACUAGUUUUGUACUAUUAUUAUUCAUUAA
Molecule: messenger RNA, 1446 nt
Organism: Chenopodium quinoa (quinoa)
Lineage: Eukaryota; Viridiplantae; Streptophyta; Magnoliopsida; Caryophyllales; Amaranthaceae
Product: polygalacturonase QRT2-like
Exons: 8
Coding region: 148-1374 (408 amino acids)
Biological process (GO): fruit dehiscence; anther dehiscence; pectin catabolic process
Molecular function (GO): polygalacturonase activity
Source: RefSeq, a predicted model, not a curated record